Messenger RNA from Crotalus tigris (Tiger rattlesnake), 3969 nucleotides. It is a transcript of the gene SUSD2, whose product is annotated as sushi domain containing 2. The transcript is spliced from 14 exons. The record is from RefSeq and is a predicted model, not a curated record. The coding region runs from base 494 to 2923 and encodes 809 amino acids. Lineage: Eukaryota; Metazoa; Chordata; Lepidosauria; Squamata; Viperidae.
GAGAGAGAAAGAGAGGAGAGAAAGAGAUAGAAAGAGAAAGUAAGAAAGAGAGAGAGAGAGAGAAAGAAAGAGAAAAAAAGAGGGGGGGGACCCAGCCGUAGGAGAAGAGGCUCCUUGCGUUCCUAGGCAGAGCCUGCAUGGCACCCUGACCUGCUGGGAUCCGCCUCCCCUUUCUCCAGGCAUGUCAAAGAUCCCCGCCCUGAGCAGAUCGGAUUUAUUAAACCAAACCCAGCCAGGGAGAAGAAGACGGGGCAAACCCAGCCGGGAAAUCCAGCGGUGGUUGAGCCCUGGCAGGUCUGCCAGCAGUGGGUGGGUCUCCUGGAGGAGGAGGAGGAAGGAGGAAGGAGGAGGCCGCUGUGUGUCAAGUCAGCAUUUCCCAGGGACACUUUGAGCCCAGUUCCAAGCUCCCAGUCCUGCCCCGGGGAGGGGACCGAGUCUUUCGCCUCCUUCGGGAUCAGCCGCAGCAGGGAACGUCUCUCUCUGCCUGCCCGGCAUGAAGCUUCCUGGAACCUCCUGCCACAUCCUCCGCAUCCUCCUCCUCCUCUGGGUUGUGAUGCUGCCCGACGCAGGGGCCCAACAAGCCUCUUGCUCGGCUCGCUGUGGGGGGAUCCUGGCCAGCUGCUCGUGUCGCGCCACCUGUGAGAACCUGGGAACUUGCUGCCCGGAUUACUGGAGGUUCUGCGUGCGGAUCUCGCCCGCCUCGGGCACCCUGCUGGGCGGGAAGGAUUUCACCGUCCUGAACGUGACGUUGGAGACGGGCGUCCCGGUGACCUGCAGGUUCGCCGGGGCCACCCAGACCCAGGGAUACGUCGACCGGGACGGGCGGCUGCACUGCGUCUCCCCUUUGCUCUAUGAAAUCGGCCUGGUCAGCCUGGAAAUUUCUCUGGAUGGCGGGAAGACGUUUCCCUGGUCGGGAACUUGGACUUCAGUUCAUCACAAUAAGGUUCCCCCUUCCGAGAAGAGCACGCUGGUCAACGAGACCAAGUGGCAAUACUAUGGCACCCCGGGCACGGGGGGAUCCCUGACCGUCACCUGGAACUCCCACGUGCUGCCCUCCAGCCACGUCCACCUAGAGGUUUGGGGAUAUCACGAAACAGGCAAGCCUUAUUCUGACCACUGGGCAGCUGAGUGGAGGUAUCUCUACUCCCUGGCGCGGAACUACCCCAACGAAGGACGCUUCGCCUUCCUGCCUGCUCCCUCCGCUCAGCACGGGGGCUGGGAGGUGGGUGCGCUGAGGAUUUCAGCCCAGAGUUCCUUGGAAGGGCAGCCGAACGUGGCUGCCAUCUGGAGCACGGAGCACGCCCUGGCCUGGCACCUGGAGGAGGCCUUCCGGAAGGACUCCGCCACCUGGGCGGCCGCCAAGUGCCGGCAGUGGGACAGGAAGGAGGCCGACCUGCCCAACUUCCUGGAGGAGAUCCCCGACUGUCCCUGCACUUUGGCCCAAGCCCGAGCUGACUCCGGCCGCUUUCAUACCGACUACGGGUGCGACAUAGAGAAGGGCAGCGUCUGCACCUAUCACCCCGGGGCAGUGCACUGUGUCAGGAGCGUCCAGGCCAGCCCCCGAUACGCCGCGGGGCCGCAGUGCUGCUACGACGCUUCCGGUGCCCAGGUGCUCACGGGGGACUCCAUGGGGGGCAGCACCCCAGACCGGGGCCACGACUGGGGAGCCCCUCCCUACAAGAAGCCCCCCCGCGUCCCGGGCUUCUCCCACUGGCUCUACGACGUCCUCAGCUUUUACUACUGCUGCCUCUGGUCCCACCACUGCGACGUCUACUUCAAGCACCGACCCUCCAGUGGCUGCCAGAGAUACCGGCCGCCCCGAGCCGCUUCGGCGUUCGGCGACCCCCACUUCCUGACCUUCGAUGGCCUCAACUUCACCUUCAAGGGCCUGGGCGAGUACCUGGUGCUGGGAUCCAAGCAGACAUCCCUGAGCGUCCAAGGCAGGACCCGUCGGGCUCAGCUGCUCAACAGAGCGCCAGGGGCCAAAGCCGAAGUGACGGGCUUCUCGGCGAUCGCCAUGCAGGAGAAGAACUCGGACGUCGUCGAGGUUCGCCUUCCGGGAGAUUCCCACCGCUGGGAGGUGCUGCUGAAUGAAAAGGCCCUCAACUUUUCUGAACAAACCUGGAUGGACUUAAAAGGCCUCUUCCUCUACAGCAGCCCUGGGCAGAGCGUCACUGCGAUGUUCUCCUCCGGAGCCGGCCUGGAGGUCAGGGGCCACGGAGGGAAGGUGCUGAGCCUGACUGCUUUGCUGCCGGAGACCUUCCUGAGCCAGACGGAGGGGCUCUUCGGGCCGAUGAAUGGCCGGCCGCAGGAUGAUCUGACCCUUCCCGAGGGGACGGCCCUGGACGUGGCCAGCAGCGGCCCCCGAGAGCACUUCGCCUUCGGAGCAGAUUGGGCAAUUACGAACAAAACGUCCCUUUUCACCUACGACAUGCAGGACCUCCUGCACGACUUCGUCCACGGGACGAAGCACGACUCCUCCUUCGUCCCCGUCUUCUCUCCCCCCGAAGACACCGACGCUUCCCUCCUGCAGCAGGCGGCUGCCCUCUGCCAGGCCGACCCCUUCUGCCGCUUCGACGUCCUGACAACCGGAGACUUGGCCGUUGGGAACAUCACUCGGCUGUCCCACCAGCACUUCAGGCAGCUCCAGCAGAGCUUGCAGCCAGUGGUUUCCUGCGGCUGGCUGCCCCCGCCCUCCAACGGGGCAAAGGAGGGGACCCGCUACCUGGCUGGGUCUGAGCUCCGCUUCCGCUGCCAUCCCGGCUACAGCCUGGUGGGCUCAGCGGUCAGGAGAUGCCAGGCGGAUGGGACCUGGUCGGGACAGCCCCCCAGCUGCCUCCCCAACGCAGGAGCCUCUCUGCCCCUGCCCGCCUUGGCCUUUGCGAUCCCGAAGGUCGCGCUCCUCCUCUGGCUGGCCUGGUGACCUGGCUGCCAGAGGAGAGGCCGGGAGAGGACCCUGGCUCAGCUCCCCCGCCCCCCAGGAAGGAAAUCGGAUGACGCCCUCACGUCGCACCCCACGUCCAGCGGAUCAGCACUGAACUCUCGGCCUGCCGCUCACUCUGGGUCCGGGCAAAGGGGGUCCGCAUCCAACCAGCCCUUGCUGGGGGGGGGAGCAAAAGUGAGGGGGGAGAAGCCCUUUCUUCAGCAAGCAUGCAGAUUGCUGCAAGGACAGCUUUGUUCCGGGGGAGCUCCCCUGCUGAAAGACGGUGCCCACAGGCAGCCAGAGGACGUCUCCUUGCCCGGCAGCCGUAGCCAGCAACCCCUCGGCCGGUGCCCAGCUGGCUCCCCUCAAGCGGCAGGGGCAGCCCCAUCCCUGCUGCCCAAGGCAGAAGCCCAGCUGUGCCCCUGCUGCCUUGGGGAGGGAGGGAGGGAAGGCCCGGAGGAGGCCGGAGAGGCCCUUGCUUCCUCUUGCUUAAAAGGCCCCCUUGCCCGGAGAGUCCCUAGAGGGGCUGGCUUCACAGGGGCCUCGCAGCCGGGUCAGGGACCGCCCACACCACAGGCUGGUCCCUUGUGGGCUCAAGGGUGGCCCCUUUCUAGGCUGUGAGUCACAACGAACACCCCCCCAAUCCCGUCCAGAAUGGGGCAAGCCCCCCCCCAGACUCAGGGCUCCCCUCCUACAGCCGUCUGCCGGGAAUCGGGCCUGAACUGUUUGGUGGGGCUGCCCCCCCUGCCCCCUCCCCCCCCGCAUAGAUGUGGCUUCUGGGUAGUCUGGCCAGCCUCUCCCCCCUCCCCUCCCCUCUGGGGCAUCUGGAAAAGAGGGGAGUCCAAACAAGAGUCCCCCCCCUCAACACCGCUGGUGGAAAGACUGUGGCUGGUGGGACCCUCUUCGCUGCCCUCCAGCCAAGCCAGUGAGACCCUCCCUCCAAAAUGCAGGGGUCCCCCCUCCCCGGUGAUUCUGCUUUAAUCAUUGCUGUUCGGCGGGGACCCCCGACUGCCCCACGAAUAAAAGUGGCCCCGGGAUGAAAGAGA